AAAAUUGCGGAAAUACACAGUCAAAGAUGGCGUUCUCCAUGUAGUGAACUGAAUUUAACUGAUUGCAGAAACCAAUAAGACUUACAGUAUUUUUUUAUAGACGUAACAGAGGCAGAAUGAUUUGUCGACCAUUUGUAUGUUUGGAUAUCGUUGACCAUUAGUUAAUUUCCUCUUCGGCAGAAUGGAGGAGGUCGAAUAUACCAGAGUCGAAAGCAACUCUUAUACGGAUAAUCUCAUUGGGACGUUACUGGCCAUCUUCGGGAAUGUGCUAGUCAGCAUCUCUCUAAGCAUUCAGAAGUACAGCCAUGUGACGCUGGCGGGAGCCAAAGAUCCUCGUUCCUUCUACAGGACGAAGACGUGGUGGUGUGGUCUGCUGCUGACUGUGCUGGGGGAAGGGGCCAACUUCACCUCGUACUCCUUCGCCCCUCUCUCUCUCAUAGCUCCCCUCAAUGCUGUGUCCGUCAUCACCAGCGCCAUUUUAGGGUUGAUCUUCCUCAGGGAGAAAAGCAAGCCAAAAGAGUUUCUAAAGCGCUUCAUGUUGUCCUUCCUGGGUUGCAUCCUGGCUGUGGGCGGGACCUACCUCUUUGUCACAUUUGGACCAAACUCUCACGCCAAGCUCAAUGCCGAGAACAUUGUCAAGCAGCUGGUUGGCUGGCCUGUUCUUCUGUACUUUCUGCUGGAGAUCAUCGCUUUCUGCCUGCUGCUCUACUUCUAUAAGCGUCGUCGCACCAACUAUCUGGUCAUCAUCUUGCUACUGGGAGCCCUGUUAGCUUCAGUGACGGUGAUCACAGUGAAGGCUGUGUCAGGAAUGGUGGUCCUCAGCAUAACAGGGUCCAUGCAGUUCACCUACCCCAUCUUCUACAUCAUGCUUGUCGCCAUGGUCGCAUCUGUGGUCUUCCAGGCGACGUUUCUGUCCCAGGCCUGUCAGCUGUAUGACUCCUCUCUCAUCGCCAGCGUCAACUACAUUCUGUCCACCUGCUUCGCCAUCCUCGGAGGAGCCAUAUUCUACCUGGAGUUCUAUCAGGAGGAUAUAUUGCACAUCUGCCUGUUUCUGCUAGGGUGUUGUGCAUGCUUCCUGGGUGUGUUUCUGAUCACUCGGAACAGGAAGAAGGUCAAGGCCUUUGAGCCCUACGUCACCAUGGAUAUGGUGCAAGGUGUUCCCACCAUUCAUGACCGGGACUGGGGGGUCCAGGCUGACACUAGUGGCUCUUUCACCUAUGGGGCCCUGGUCAACAAUGACCUUGUGGCCCCUGGGGCCCCCGCCACCCUCCCUCUAGGCCAAGAGAGGCCGGCACCUGGGCUCAACACUGCCCCCUACCGCUCGACUGACAUGAAGAGCGACUGAUGCUCCGGGUGGUUAGAAGUGUCCUUUUAAGCAGACUCUCGUGUAUCGUACUCCAAAGACUUGAUGGACCUGGUCAUGGCCUUAUUUCUUAAAGUUUUAUUUUUGAGAGCAUUUUGCGCUUUAUUGGGGAUAGACAGUGAAGAGCGACAGGAAGCGUGGGGGAGAGUAAAGGGAAUUAGGACAUGCAGGAAAUGGUCUGAGACCAGAUUCUCACCCAAGCCCCUGUGUUAGGACUUCAGCUUACGUGGUAUGCUCACUUGACCAAUGAGCCACCGGGGCACCCCCAAGUUGUGGCCUUUUGUUAACUACAUCUCAUUUGGCCGGUAGAGAUUUAAUGGGCUACAUUCUCCUCAUCCUUCCUUCCUCAUUGCCUUCUAGGCUACCGUAUGGCUGCUGUAAAGUGGCAUCAGUAUUUCAACACACACACUAUACACCUUUUGGACAUGAUGUGCCUUUAAGCAUACCGGCUGCCUUUUGUGGUUGAUAUUUAAGACCUGCAAGACUUGUCUUGGGUCUGUCAACCAGCCUAGAGUUGAGAACCAAAGACUUUCUCUCUUUCUGCUGUCUCUCACUGUGGUUCUGGAGAGUACUCCUUAAUUUAUUUUAAGUUGCUUUUAAUGUGCCUUGUGAUGUAGCUGGACUGGGGCAGGGAGUGGUUGGGCUAUGAUGUGGAGGUUGUUUCACAGCAUUAAUGUCAAUACGUCAAUGGGACUGCACAAAAUUAGGUGUAUAAUGUUAAAGUGUAAUUGUGUUAUGUUAAAUAAGUUUGUAUUUAUUAAGUUUGAAUGCUGUACUCAACGUGUCUUAAUGUUUUGUGACCAAACUGUAGCUCACACUGUUUUUAAUGUCAACAUAGCAGCACUCUUAUUCUCAAUGCUGAAGCAAAAAAACUGCACGGGUGAAUGGCACGCUACUCAAGAGGACUUGUGUUAUGGAUAGAUUGUGAAGAUUAACGGUACACCAACAAGCGAGCCUCGUGUAUUUCUUGGGAUUGUAGCUCUUGAAAUGAAAAAAGCAGUAGCAGUGGCAUUCAUUCUUCUGCUGCAGUCGUUAAUGCAGUAAUAAAGCAUUUGUGUUUAA
This is a messenger RNA of Hypomesus transpacificus, 2425 nucleotides long. RefSeq names its product NIPA like domain containing 3 (gene nipal3). Gene Ontology annotation, molecular function: magnesium ion transmembrane transporter activity. The record is from RefSeq and is a predicted model, not a curated record. Bases 182 to 1345 code for a protein of 387 amino acids. NCBI's taxonomy places the organism in Eukaryota, Metazoa, Chordata, Actinopteri, Osmeriformes, Osmeridae. The transcript has 11 exons. Gene Ontology annotation, cellular component: membrane. Gene Ontology annotation, biological process: magnesium ion transport.